UUUAUAUUUUUAUUUCUGGGGGCACCGUUUUGAUCAAGUGCAUUGAUGCCUCCGCCCAUUGCAAGAAUGCCACCUACCUAUGUGAGCAGAUAGAGGAGGUGAUUGAUGAGGUGGGUGAGGAGAAUGUGGUAUAGGUGGUGACCGACAACGCAACAAAUUAUGUUGUUGCAGGUAGACUAUUGAUGGAGAGGCACCCAUCUAUAGUUUGGACUCCAUGUGCCGCCCAUUGCAUUGACCUCAUGUUGAAGGAUAUUGGAAAACUCCCAUGGGUCAAGAGAUGUGUAGAAAGGGCGAGAAAUGUGUGCAAAUUUGUAUAUAAACAUUCAUGGGUGUUGGCUCUUAUGAGACAAUACACAGAGCAAAAGGAGUUAGCUCUUCCAAGAAUCACAAGAUUUGCCACAAACUUCAUCACAUUGCAAUCCAUGCUUUGCUGUAAGUCGGCCUUGAGACGUAUGAUUGUUGGUGAGGAGUGGUCUUCCUCAUCCUAUGCUGCCACCCCUGCAGGGAAAGAUAUGGCAGAUUGCAUUUUUGAUGAGCGAAACUUUUGGAUCGCUUGUGAUGAGAUAGUGAAGUUUGUUAAGCGCUUGGUGGUUCUGUUGCAAGUUGCAGAUGGAGAAAAGACCGCAGUGGGCUACAUAUAUGAGGGCAUGGAUAGGGCGAAGGAGGGCAUCAAAUCGGUCUAUGAAGGAGAUGAGAGCAAGUAUGGUCCCAUUUGGGAGAUCAUUGAUAGGAGAUGGCAUCAUCAGCUUCAUAGGCCCAUCCAUGCAGCAACCUAUUAUUUGAAUCCGACAUUCCAUUUUAUCCCUACUUUCAAGGCUGAUGUGGAGGUCCUUAAUGGGCUAUAAUGGGCUAUACUCAAUCAUGGAGAAGAUGGCACCUGCUGGUUCUACUCAGACAAAGCUUAUUCAAGAGCUACAGUUGUUCUCAAAUGCACAAGGGGAGACCACCUCUCGUCCUAUCGCAAAAGAAAGUAGGACAACUAUGAUGCCAGAUAGUUGGUGAAGCUUUUUUGGCCCAAUGACACCAAAUCUUCAAAAGUUGGCCAUUCGCAUCUUGACCCAACAAUGCAGCGCAUCUGGUUGUGAGCGCAAUUAACAGUAUGUUUGAGCACAUACACUUCAAGAGGCGCAAUAGAUUAUCCGUGGAGAAGAUGAAUGAUCUCGUCUUUGUUCACUACAAUCUUCGCCUGAGAAUGAGAAAGAAUGCAUUAGUUGACAUCUCUCCUAUCAUUCUAGAUGAGGUUGAUCCUAAUGCAGAGUGGGCCAUUGAGACAGAUCCUGUGGUUGUCUUUAGCGAUCAUGACACUGAUUGGAUCGACCAGGUAGAUAUAGAGGCCGAGGCUGUAGCCAUGGCAAAGGAGUGGAGAGCACGAGUAGAGACAGGAGAUUCAGAGGCAGAUACUGAUAGUGACACCGAUGUUCCUAAUGUUGGUGAGCAUGGCAUGGUGUAACGGGGAGUGGCUAUGGCUGCCGAAUCAUCCAGGACCUACCUUAGACGCCUUUGUAGGGGACCGGGGCCAGAGGGUGUACGCUCCUCUGAGCUAUAGGCUUGUAGUUGUAUUUACCUUUGGUAUUUGUAUGGAUCAUUUGAUGAUGAU
This is a messenger RNA of Cryptomeria japonica (Japanese cedar), 1597 nucleotides long. RefSeq lists its product as uncharacterized. Lineage: Eukaryota; Viridiplantae; Streptophyta; Pinopsida; Cupressales; Cupressaceae. The transcript has 4 exons. The coding region runs from base 183 to 845 and encodes 220 amino acids. The record is from RefSeq and is a predicted model, not a curated record.